Molecule: messenger RNA, 1012 nt
Organism: Hibiscus syriacus
Lineage: Eukaryota; Viridiplantae; Streptophyta; Magnoliopsida; Malvales; Malvaceae
Product: transcription factor MYB15-like
Exons: 3
Coding region: 95-859 (254 amino acids)
Source: RefSeq, a predicted model, not a curated record
CCCAGAGUGGCCGAAGAAAUCUGAAGUUGCAGGGAUUGAUCUUCAAACUAUACAGAUUGUAAAAUCUUUUUUGUUCAUUGAACUAACAAAAAAGAUGGUGAGAGCUCCUUGCUGUGACAAGAUGGGGUUGAAAAAGGGUCCAUGGACUCCUGAAGAAGACCAGAUUUUGAUCUCAUAUAUCCAAAAGCAUGGCCAUGAUAAUUGGCGAGCCUUACCAAAGCAAGCUGGUCUUUUAAGAUGCGGGAAGAGUUGCAGAUUACGUUGGAUAAACUAUUUAAGACCUGAUAUUAAGAGGGGAAACUUCACUUUGGAAGAAGAGGAAACCAUCAUCCGACUGCAUCAAAUGUUAGGGAAUAGGUGGUCAGCCAUAGCAGCGAAAUUAUCAGGAAGGACAGACAAUGAUAUAAAAAAUGUAUGGCACACUCACUUGAAGAGGAGACUAAAGCAAUACCAGACCAAACCAGACAACAUCAAAAAGAACCCCAAGAUCAAACCCAAGAUCCAAUCAGAGCCGUCAAUCGUAUGCCAAUCGAGUGAUGAAAUCCCAUCAUCAUCAAGUGAAGCUUCCUCCAUUACAGACACCAGUGAUCAUAGGGAAUUUGACAACAUCAAGGCUGCAAACAUGGUGGAUUCAUCGGAAUGUUUCCCGGAUAUCGACGAAAGUUUCUGGUCGGAUAGUUUGAGCAUUCCGCCGUUAAACUUCGAAGCGGUCUCCGACGAAUACCAGCCUCAAAUUCCUUCGUUUCCGAUCGAUCAUAUCGUGGAUGCUCGUCAAAGUCUUGAUGAUGAUUCAAUGGAGUUUUGGUACGACGUGUUCAUUAAUGCUGGAGGUGAUGGAGAUUUCAUUGUCCAAUUCUAAAGAAAAAAUCACUUCAUUGACUAGCCAAGUCAAAAAGCAAAGUCUUUUGAGGAAGAUUAUUCUUUCAUUUCAUUCAAAGUGGGAAGACUUUUGGUGGUAGAGGACCAGACAUGAAAAUAAGAGGAGGAAAGUGAAAAGAUUGACUUGGAAAGA